AUUUCCCUUCAACCCUUUCGGCAGGAUUGUCGUAACCAGCCGUUGCCAACAACUUCAAACAGCCCAUUCGGAGCCUGUCAGCGGUGUGUCGCCUGGUAGUGCAUCUUCCUUUGGCCUGAGAACUGGAAACAUGCUGUCCUUCGCCCUGAGACAACUCACACGGCCACUGUGCCAGCGGGCCUCAGUUCGUCUCGGUGUACGUGGCCAGCAGUCCCACGCUGCCAACCAUACAGUGGAUGAAGAUCGUCCAUGGACGGGCCAGGAGAGCCUGGCUCAGGACGACCCUGAGAUGUGGGAUCUGCUGCUAAAGGAGAAGGACAGGCAGUGCCGCGGCUUGGAGCUUAUUGCAUCUGAGAAUUUCUGCAGUCGAGCAGCUCUGGAAGCUCAGGGCUCCUGUCUGAACAACAAAUACUCUGAAGGCUACCCAGGGAGAAGAUACUAUGGUGGAGCAGAAGUGGUCGACCAAAUUGAGCUGCUGUGUCAGAAACGAGCCUUGGAGGCCUUUGACUUGGACCCAGCUCUGUGGGGUGUUAACGUCCAGCCGUACUCUGGCUCACCCGCUAACUUUGCUGUCUACACCGCCGUGCUCAACCCCCAUGACCGCAUUAUGGGCCUGGACCUGCCCGAUGGAGGACAUCUGACCCAUGGCUACAUGUCUGAUGUGAAGAGGAUCUCAGCAACCUCAAUCUAUUUUGAGUCCAUGCCUUACAAGCUAAAUACUGCAACAGGACUCAUAGACUAUGACCAGAUGGAGAUGACGGCCAAGCUGUUCCGGCCCAAGCUCAUCAUCGCUGGCACCAGUGCCUAUGCCCGCCUCAUUGACUACGCCCGAAUCAAGAAGCUGUGUACCGACAUUAAGGCCUACAUGCUAGCAGACAUGGCCCAUAUCAGCGGACUGGUGGCUGCUAAAGCCAUCCCCUCUCCCUUUGAACAUGCUGAUCUGGUCACGUCUACCACACACAAAUCCCUCCGAGGAGCCAGGGCUGGCCUCAUCUUCUAUCGUAAGGGUGUUCGCUCAGUGGACAAGAAGGGGAAAGAGAUCCUGUAUGAGCUGGAGGACAAGGUGAACUUCUCUGUGUUCCCCUCCCUGCAGGGCGGACCUCAUAACCAUGCCAUCGCUGGUGUGGCUGUGGCACUCAGACAGGCUCAGUCUCCCAUGUUCAAGGAGUAUAUCGACCAGGUACUAAGAAAUGCCAAGUCUAUGGCUACAGCUCUUCUCAACAAAGGCUACACCCUGGUAUCAGGCGGGACUGACAACCACCUGGUCCUGGUUGACUUGCGGCCUAAGGGCAUUGACGGGGCUCGGGCCGAGAGGGUGCUGGAGCUCGUGUCAAUUACUGCCAAUAAGAACACCUGCCCCGGGGACAAGAGCGCCCUGACUCCUGGUGGCCUCCGGCUAGGUGCUCCAGCCUUGACAUCCAGACAGUUCAAAGAAGCAGACUUUGUGCAAGUUGUCGAGUUCAUGGAUGAGGGCUUCAAGAUCGCCUUGGACGUCAAGAAAAAGACAGGAAAACUCCAGGACUUCAAAAACUUCCUUCUUCAGGACCCAGAGACCAUGGCUCGCAUGGCCAACCUGCGCCACCGCGUUGAAGCUUUUGCCAGGCCCUUUCCCAUGCCAGGCUUCCACGACCAUUAAACCAAGCAAUAGAGUUUGUGGGGCCAUAACAGCCAGGUGGCAGAAAGCUGAUGGGCAAAACUGUACAAAGAGAGGGAAAAUAUCAUGGUAGUAAAAUGUGGUUAGUGCCUGUGAAUCAGGAUGACUUCCUUUUUCCCAAUGACACAUGGGAAACCACGUUUUUUAAUACUACUUUGCAGUAAUCCAUCAAUCCAUUCAUGUAAGAACUUGAGGUAAGGAAACAAUCAAAUUUGACAGAUUUUGUAGAGCCAAAUAACCUAUUUUCUAUUGUAUGCGUACAAAUCUUUCUCAGUUGCCAUUUCUUUGUGUGUGUGUGUGUGUGUGUGUGUGUGUGUGUGUGUGUGUGUGUGUGUGUGGGAGGAAAAAAAUAUCAAAUCAAACGUCAAACGGCUCUCUUUGUCCAACUCUGUAUCUUGGUUUGUGCAUAAUUAUGUUUUUAUAAUGAGAUACACUGAGACGUCUUAAUGCUGUAACAAGUCAUAACUAAUGUCUAAUUAAGAUUAUCAAAUUCAUAUAGAGAUUUGUUCAUGGUAGCUUUAUUUUCUGCUGAAAUAAGAUGAAAUUUGGUACACAAGGAGGCUUAAGGAAGUGAAGGGUUGUUCUGUCAUACAAUGUUGUCGGCCUUUUAAUAUCUGUGGGGCAAGUUUUGUUGAAGAUCAGACAUUAACCCAGAAUGUUGUCAAAUUGUAAUUUAUGAAAGUUAGCCCUUUAAUUUAUUGAUUUGUACAACUUUAAAAAUCAGAUUAUACAGGAAAGGGACUAAAUAGUUUUAACAUCUUUUCAUAUACUAUAGUCAAUAAAGUCCUAAAGCAACACUACAACCGGUGUUCAAAAUAAUGUUCCACUGUGAUGUUUUUUGAAACAAAUCAAAUAUAAGCUUCAGAAAGUAAAAUUUAAUGGGAAUUUGUAUUCGAUUACACUGCAAAAAGGAUUUCAACCUCUAUCCGAGGAUGUUAUAUUCUUUUGACGCUGUUGUGCUCGCAUCAUCUUUUUUUCUUCCAGCAUAUCAUUAAUGUCAGAUUUGAAUUGCUACAUAUUUUGUUAUGACAGAUAAAUAACCAAAUGAAAAAAAUAAAUGUCAUUCUGGAUUUUUUUUUUAAUAUACUUUAGGUGUGUUUACAAAGAGUAUAUACUUUUCUAUGUAUUAGUUUAAAGAAUAAUUAACUAUUUAAAAGCUAUUGUUUAACAUAGAUUUUAAGGUUUCUAAUACCAGCUGAUUUGUUGUACUAGAAAUGAAGACAGUCUGCCUGAUUUCAGUGCCAUUUAUUCCACCAUGGUAUUCAGAUAGAAACUGUGAAGCGGCUUGAUUUG
Molecule: messenger RNA, 2947 nt
Organism: Etheostoma spectabile (orangethroat darter)
Lineage: Eukaryota; Metazoa; Chordata; Actinopteri; Perciformes; Percidae
Gene: shmt2
Product: serine hydroxymethyltransferase 2 (mitochondrial)
Exons: 12
Coding region: 131-1636 (501 amino acids)
Biological process (GO): tetrahydrofolate interconversion
Cellular component (GO): cytoplasm; mitochondrion
Molecular function (GO): pyridoxal phosphate binding; glycine hydroxymethyltransferase activity
Source: RefSeq, a predicted model, not a curated record